UAUACACGCUGACGAAGGAUGACUGUGCUGGUACCAAGUCGACCUUGUUUUUCAACGUUGUUGUUAUAAACCACAGUAAAUCAAUAAGACGUGUGUGCAAUGAUAAUAUCCAAUCAAGAAGUUCAUUUUUUUUGAAGUUGUUUAAAAGAAAAUAGAGUGCUGGAUGUUUGCUGCUCAGGUUUCAACGCGGACAAUCAAACUGCCGUCACAAGAAAAACUUCAGGAUUUGGGAAUUGGAAUAUUGCAAUAUUACAGAUUGAUUGUAUAGAAGUGCAGUCACUCAAAUAUAUUAUUGAAGUUGCGUUGUCGAAUUUCUGUGAACUGCUUUGACGUGUGAAAUGUUAUUCAUGAAGUUGUGAAAAUAGAACUACAUUAAAAUGGUGGCGAAUGUGCAGUUGGACGGAAGGAAUCCUCAAUGCAAAAGAACAUGCCUAUGUAAUGGGAUGGCCACAAACAUUGGAGGGACAACUCGUCACCGUAUCAUGUGGGAUUACAGCUGCAAUACCUUUUCUACUUGGACUUUGUGUUUAAUUGCCAUCGUAUUUGUGAUGUUUCCAGCCCUGUGUUCUUCAGAGUUGGUUAUUAAUGAUCAUGGUGGUUUUGGUGCAAUAUGGCGUGGUAACAGCUUCAAUCUUGAUCUAGAUGGGGAAAAUGUGUGCAACAGGACAAGCUUGAGGUUGGCCACUUCCCUUCUGAGUUCAGCUGAUGAAGUAAUGAGCAUGUGCAAUUCCAUAUACUCCCCGGCAACCUGCUAUGCACUGAGGUCUGGUAUUAUUAGUACUGAUGAGCUGUACCUACCUAUUGUAAACUACACGUGUUGUGGUGGAUUUCUACGGGAGGGCAACGCCUGUCCAAACGUUUGCCCAGCUAACACCUUUGGCCAAGACUGUUCGUCGAGUUGCAACUGUCAGAACGGUGCUACCUGCAACGCGAAAAACGGUACAUGCCACUGCGGGCCGGGCUGGAGGGGUCCACACUGCGAGCUCACCUGCCCGCCUGGUCGAUACGGGGACGGCUGUCAAGAUGUGUGUGAGUGCCAGAACGGUGGCUCAUGCAACCGAAUCUCAGGUUUAUGUUUGUGUCAGGGCGGUUUUGCCGGUAGUAAAUGUGAAGUUAGUUGUUUUUCUGCGUCUACAACUACGGGCUGUUCCGAUGACCAUCACUGCGAGAGAUGUGAGAAUGUCCUGACCGACUAUCGGUGCGAUCCCUCCCUCGGUAGCUGCUUCUGCGCCGAUGGCUGGCAGGGGCGGUUCUGCGCCCACUCAUGCAAUGGCUCCACCCAUGGUAGCUUUUGCCACGACGAGUGCGAUUGCGAGAAUUCGGACCACUGCUGGCCCUUGGACGGCCGGUGCGAGUGCCGCCCGGGAUGGACGGGGAAGAACUGCGACGGGAAGUGCCCGGACGGGUCAUUUGGGGCGGGAUGUCUCCGGUCGUGUUCGUGUCCAGACGGGGCUGUUUGUGAUCACGUACACGGUGGAUGUGACAGUUGCCCUGCUGGUUGGAAUGGACAUGUGUGUACAUUGCCGUGUAUGUAUGACGAGUGGGGUUCUGACUGUACGCAGGAUUGUGGUUGUUCAGACGACCAAGACUGUGAGCCCAUAAGUGGGCGCUGUUUCAACCCGGAUGAAUAUCCAACUGCGUCCCCCAAAACACCGUCGACAAGGACACCAUCAACAACGACACCAUCGAACCCCGAUACCGUUGCUACUGUUGCCGGGUCAGGCGGUCUGUCCACGAAUCCCAAUACCAUUAUCAUCAUUGCUGCGUCAACCGGUGUUGCAGUAGCUGUGGUUGCCAUUGUCAUCGCGAUAGUAGUAACCAUGAAAUGUCGAAAGAAACGCACAUCAGUACCGAAUCCUCGCCUUUCAUUGGUCAAUGGAGCCGCAGUCCAGAAUGGUUCUGCGACGUCGAAUCUAAACGAACGCUAUUCUGGACCAUCUCCACCUCCGCGAGAUCCUUCCACUCUACCGCCCUCAAGGAAUACCUCGGAGAGAGAUUCCCACAGGUACGAAUACAUACCAGGCACCCACCGUCCCAACUCCUACCUGGAUAUAUACGAAGACAGUAGUCAAAUCGACAACCCUUUGUACCAGCCGGGCAUUUCGGGUUACGAGGUACCCACCCCGAAUGGAACCCUGGAGAGGGCGCUAGACAGCCAACAGAACCCCGGACGGUCACAGGGUCGAGUCGCCAACCCCCUCUACGGCAGGAACGCUGGGUAUGAGGUACCCACACAUACCUUGGAGAAAAAGUUAGACGGUCGACUGAACCCCGGGCGUUCACAGAGUCGAAUCGCCAACCCCCUCUACGGCGGGAGCACUGGGCAUGAGGUGCCCACCCCUCAGGGUACCCUGGAGAGGGCAGUAGACGGCAGUGCGGAUGAUGGAGACUACACCUAUCUGACGGCUCCCUCAUCACGUACGGAUGAUACCUACACAGAUCUGACGAUGUGAGAGGUGGGAAUUUCACUGAGGUGGCAUCCAAAAUUCAGCAGCUUUGUCUUGGUCUAUGCAGGCCUGAUACUUCACGGAGGCAACGAACGAUUGCCUCCAUGCCCCCUGGUCAUUUCCUAAGUGCCCUUGAAAUGCUCCAGCACAAAUUUUACUCAAGGAGAACAUGCCAUGGUGCUAUUGCCCUUUCCAAAGCGAAGUAUACAUGGUUGUCUAUGGCUAUCGUCUAUAAACUGCUUAGCCUUAGCCCUUAAUAGCCAUAUAUGAAACCAUGAUCGGAUAGAGGGUGCUGGCUUUACUUUCCAUACAAAAGAAAAUCAGGGAAUCAUGCAGCACAGCCCCUCUUAUUGGACAUGUACGGGCUUAUAACAAAAUAUGAUUUUUGUUUUCAAACAGAAUAUUAUGUUUUGGUAUUUCACUGAGGUGACAUCCGAAUUCAACAGCUUUUUCUUGGUCUAUAUUGAUAUCGUUAUUGACUGCGGCAGCAAUGUUGAAGUUUGUACAAACUUUCUAGCUUUAGCCCUUAUUUAUACGAACAAAAAGAAAAUCAGUACUAGGCCUACCUCUCUUAUGUACUGACAUGUACAGAAAAGCAAGUGUUUUUCAAACAAAUUGGUUUUUUUUAUUCAGCUGACAUCGGCGCUAUACUGCCCUCACCGUUUCAGCGUCUCGUCCGUGUUCACACCGAUGUUCACACAAGGUGAUUUUAAACGGUAUAACAAUUUUUUGUUCGCCUGUGAUUGUCUUUUGCGCCCUCUUGCAAUUGAGCUUAACCAAUUUCGAACUCGGGCGAGUUUCGGUUGAUGCUCUUACACACUACACUAUCAUGUUUCCUGGCAGUUGUUGAACUUCCACAAGGUUGUUUUUUAACGGCAUUGAACUACGUUGGUUCGCCAGUGAUUGUCUUUGGCGCCCUCUUGCGAUUGAACAUCAACAUUUUCGAACUCGGCCGAAGUUCGGAUGCGACUUUCAAAAUAUUGACUCCCAUAAAUGGCCGACCGUGUUAGUCGACAAGAUAAAAGGAAAACCACGCAAUUUCGAGUGAUACUUGUGUGGAUCGUUAUAUUCUACUUUUAAAUUGUCUAUCAAAUCAUAUGCAUAUUAUUAGAACAAACGGUUACACACGCUUUUCAAAGACCAACUCGACCGAUCCAAGGCAAUGUGUUCUUUUAAUAUUGGGAGUGGAUAGUACCCAAGUACAUCCCCGAAGGUCCUUUACAUACGUGUAUAAUGUACUUCUGUUGAUGAUGACGGUUCGAAGACUAUGAUAUAAGCAAUCCGUACAGCCAAUGCACGAAUUGGUACAAUAUUGUAAUCUAUCAUUUAUUAUGGGUCUUUUGCAUAUGCAUGUACAAUAAUAUAACAAUACACAAUUUAUACUUUAUGUAACUAUUUUUUAUUAUUCACAAGAU
This is a messenger RNA of Asterias rubens (European starfish), 3862 nucleotides long. Its product is annotated as platelet endothelial aggregation receptor 1-like. The record is from RefSeq and is a predicted model, not a curated record. Gene Ontology annotation, molecular function: scavenger receptor activity. The transcript has 9 exons. The coding region runs from base 378 to 2453 and encodes 691 amino acids. NCBI's taxonomy places the organism in Eukaryota, Metazoa, Echinodermata, Asteroidea, Forcipulatida, Asteriidae.